AUGGUGCUGAUGGGCAUCAGCGUCUUGAUUCAUAUAUACAAUGUCUGGUAUUUUACAAAGUGCUUCUGUCGGCCAGGAGCCACGACCGGCUUCAACGUUGUGAUGUUGUUGUUUGUCUUCUUGAUGACUCCGGCCGUCAUCAUCACCAUGAUGGUCACUUCUCCCUUGAUCAUGGAUACCCUCAACGGCACUCCAAGCCUCGCAACGAUACAAAAGUACACGAUCAGCAGCAAGGUCACCAACGUAGCCGUCGGGUUCUAUGGAGUCACGUCGAUCUACACCUCGAUCCGGAUCGUCAAGCCGCUGCAGACGCUGAUAGACCUUGCAGAUGGAUGGAUCGUUGUUGCAUAUGCCCUGGACCUGUUGUGCUUUGGCGUAUACCUCGCCUUCACUCUGGUGGACAGCCUCCGUCAAUGGAAGCGGAUUGCACAAUGCGGCUUUCUGUUCAUCAUCUAUAUGUCGUGGCUCUCCAGCACGUCAUUCUUGAUGUGGCAUCUCGACAAGUGGCAAGUCGCUCUCAGCUGCAGCUUCCAGCAACGAGGCAGCUUCUAUUCAAGCAGAGCGUCAUCCACGCUGGUGCUGUCUCGAAGUAUCCGCUAUGCCUACUUGGGAUUGAUAUGUAUAUGCAUCCUGGGGAUCAUAUGCCUGGGACUCUCAGCUUUUCUGCUGAAUCCAUACCCGAAUCUCUCGAUCAUCUUUGUGGCUGCCGGAGGCCCGUUUGUGGCAUCGUUUGUGACGGUGUCGCUGAUCAUGACCUACGAAAUCAUACCUCAGCGAGUUGUCCACAUCCCGAGCUCGGACGGAGACCCAUUGUCGAGUCCGUAUGCUCCGAACCAGUUCGACCUGAUCUUGGAUUCUUCCGAGGACCUUCACCCCUUCGACGGUCUGAACGGGGCCGUGUGGACACCAGGCUCCAGCCCGGGCUUGGCGGCCCCAGGGGCAUGUGGUUCAUCGCUUCUCGAUAUCCGUCCAAGCUGACAAACCAUCGCGAACCACACGCACUGGGACCAUCUGCGCACUGGUCCAAGCGGCAUCCACACAGGGGCGGCCAAUUCAGGCAGAUGCAUGGAACAGGCUCAUGGGCCCAUAGACCAUGCGAAGUUGAUAGGGC
Messenger RNA from Polychytrium aggregatum, 1111 nucleotides. RefSeq lists its product as uncharacterized. The record is from RefSeq and is a predicted model, not a curated record. The coding region runs from base 1 to 978 and encodes 325 amino acids. NCBI's taxonomy places the organism in Eukaryota, Fungi, Chytridiomycota, Chytridiomycetes, Polychytriales. The transcript has 5 exons.